This is a messenger RNA of Heterocephalus glaber (naked mole-rat), 2703 nucleotides long. RefSeq names its product STAM binding protein (gene Stambp). NCBI's taxonomy places the organism in Eukaryota, Metazoa, Chordata, Mammalia, Rodentia, Bathyergidae. Gene Ontology annotation, molecular function: protein binding; K63-linked deubiquitinase activity; metal-dependent deubiquitinase activity. The record is from RefSeq and is a predicted model, not a curated record. Gene Ontology annotation, cellular component: cleavage furrow; endosome. Gene Ontology annotation, biological process: protein K63-linked deubiquitination.
GCUCUGAGGGGAUCCGCCACUGAGUGUGGAGCCUGCAGCCUUGUCCUCCCCCGCGUCCCCUGCCUGGCCUGCUGCACCCAGGCCCCAGACGGCUCCGGUUCCCGCGGGCUGGCGCUUACCCAGCCAGGCCCAGUGCUUCCUCGCCUACUGCGUUUGAACGACCGGAAAACUUUAGAUGGUUUUGCUCCGGAUUGGCAAUUUGGGUUUGAGGGCCAUCAAAAAGGGCGCCUCAAGCAGCUGUCAGAUGCCUGUAUACUGUAAUGCCCUCUUGGCGCGUUUUUGCUACUUUCUUUCACCGCCUCCGCGAACUCCCACUCCCAAAUCCUUCAGAUCACCCACCCUCCCUUAUUUGUGAAUGCAGCAUUUCCUCUGUGGAGUUCUGCUCAACUCCGUGCUGCCUGCCCAGUGCCGGUUGCUGGCCCUGGGAAAGGGUUUCUUUCUCAAUCCACUUGUACUUCUCCCUAGAGGUACUGGGAUGCCAUGAGCACCCAUUUUCAGUUAACUCUGAUGGACUGCCCUGGGUUUACCAAUUAAGCAACGUGGGGAGGUUUUAGAUCUGAAAGAGGCUUCGUGGGAGAUAGAAUGCCUCUGCAUCCCAAGAGUCCCCACGGUUUUUGUGUUAUUGAUGAGGUUUUGGAGGGGAAGUUUUACAGAGGAAAUGUGACCCGAAUAUUGAAGAAACCCAAGAUAGAAUUGGCCUGGAGAUGACUAUCUCUGAGGAAAGGUUUGGAUAGGAAAACAGUGGCAAACAAAUGAAACUGAAAUGUGAGGACUCCUGGACAGAUUGGAAUCCUGAUUAAAGCAAAAGAUCUCUGUUGGGGAGGAAUAAGAGCUUCUUGGUCCUGAUGUCUGACCAUGGAGAUGUGAGCCUCCCACCCGAAGAUCGGGUGAGGGCUCUCUCUCAGGUGGGGAGUGCAGUGGAAGUGAGUGAAGACAUUCCACCCCGUCGGUACUUCCGCUCUGGAGUUGAGAUUAUUCGAAUGGCAUCCAUUUAUUCUGAAGAAGGCAACAUUGAACAUGCCUUCAUCCUCUAUAACAAGUAUAUCACGCUCUUUAUUGAGAAACUACCAAAGCAUCGAGAUUACAAAUCAGCUAUCAUUCCUGAAAAGAAAGAUAUAGUAAAGAAAUUAAAGGAAAUUGCAUUUCCCAAAGCAGAAGAGCUGAAGGCAGAGUUGUUAAAACGAUAUACUAAAGAAUAUGCACAAUAUAAUGAAGAAAAGAAGAAGGAGGCGGAGGAAUUUGCCCGGAACAUGGCCAUUCAGCAAGAGCUGGAAAAGGAAAGACAGAGGGUAGCACUACAAAAGCAGCAACAGUUGGAACAGGAACAGUUUCAUGCGUUUGAAGAGAUGAUCCGGAACCAGGAACUGGAAAAGGAGCGACUAAAAAUUGUACAGGAGUUUGGGAAAGUGGACACUGGCCUAGGUGGCCCACUGGUGCCUGACUUGGAAAAGCCCUCUUUAGAUGUGUUCCCCACCUCGCCUGUCUCAUCAACACAGCCUUCAGACUGUAAUUCAACUCUAAGGCCAGCCAAGCCACCAGUGGUGGACAGGUCCUUGAAACCUGGAGCGCUGAGCAACUCUGAAAGUAUUCCUGCAAUCGACGGUUUGCGUCAUGUGGUGGUGCCUGGGAGGCUGUGCCCACAAUUUCUUCAGUUAGCCAGUGCCAACACUGCCCGGGGAAUAGAAACAUGUGGAAUUCUCUGCGGAAAACUGAUGAGGAAUGAAUUUACCAUUACCCACGUUCUCAUCCCCAAGCAAAGUGCUGGAUCUGAUUAUUGCAACACAGAGAAUGAAGAAGAACUUUUCCUCAUACAGGAUCAGCAGGGUCUCAUCACACUGGGCUGGAUUCAUACUCAUCCCACACAGACCGCCUUUCUUUCCAGUGUUGACCUACACACUCACUGCUCCUACCAGAUGAUGUUGCCAGAGUCAAUAGCCAUUGUCUGCUCCCCCAAGUUCCAGGAAACUGGAUUCUUUAAAUUAACUGAUCAUGGACUAGAGGAGAUUUCUUCCUGUCGCCAGAAAGGAUUUCAUCCACACAGCAAAGAUCCACCUCUGUUCUGUAGCUGUAACCAUGUGACUGUUGUGGACAGAGCAGUGAUCAUCACAGAUCUUCGAUGAGAAUUUGACUCACACACCUGAAAACUAAAAAAUCAUGUCAGUGUACUGUAGCCCCUUAAUAUGAGCUUUCCGGAAAGCUUUCAGAGCUUUUUAAGACAGAACAGGAAAGGGGCAUCACCUGGGGAAGAACUGAUUUUUCUGUAUCUGGUUUGAAAUGAAAGAAUUGGAUAUAUUUUUUAGGAAAAUCUUGAAAUAAGCAUGAUAAUACUAAAGCAAUUAACUCCAAAAUUAAAUUUUUAAAAGGGUAUAAUGAACACUCACAUACCCUUCUUUCUAGAUUCACAAAUUGUUAACCUUUCAUUGCUCUCAGCUAUCUUCUAAUUUAUCUGCCAACUUGUUAUUAUCUACCUUUUGACUAAAUGAGGGCAUCUAUACAGAAAUUUGGAAAAUUAGAAACUCUUUGGGAUUUUCCUUUGGUUUAGGCAAUAUUAAUGGCAUUGAUUACAAGGGUGAGGGGCAGCUCACUAUGUCUGAGCAGAUGGUGAGGCUCAGAAACCCUGAAGAAUGAUGUUAUCAGGAAUUAUGUUAUUUAACAAAUACUUCAGGAUAUUUUUGCUCUGUAAUAAAGUAACACUUAACUUAU